GGGAGUGCUGGGCUGCCCCUCGCGUGGAUGCGGUGGCAGAGAGCGCGUCCCCUCCCCGGCCCUGCCCCUGCCAACAAAAGGAUCCUGCCCGCGGCACAGCACCCCAGGGACCCAGCACCCCAGGGACCCAGCACCGCUACGCCUUGCCCAGCUGGCCCCGCUCCCAUGUCACAGCUGGAAGAGACGGCAUGAAGAAAUCCUCGUAUUCAGGAAUCACACAGACCUCCAGUGGGAGACUUCGGAGACCCAGUGACCAGAUAAGUCCAACUCUGAAAAGGUCUUUUGAGGUCGAGGAGGUAGAUCAGUCUUCAAAUUCCUCCACCCCACAAAGACGGACCCCAAACACCCUCCUCAGGUCCACCGUGUCCAGCUCCACACAGAAGUUUCAGGAAUUCGGUGCCAGAAAUUCGGAACCACCCACCCGACAUGUGGACCCCACAGCCCAAAGAUCACCCAAGCCUCCUCUGAGGAGAGUGGAGCUCUCUGGACCCAAACUGCCUGAGCCAGUGUCCAGAAGAACAGAAAUCUCCAUUGACAUAUCAUCCAAGCAGGUGGAGAACUCCACCCCAGGGCUCUCGAGGUUUGGCCUCAAAAGAGCAGAUGUGCUGGGGCACAAACCCCCAGAACCCAGCCCCAGGAGGACUGAGAUCACCCUCAGCAAACCCCAGGAGCCGGGGCUCCGGAGGGUGGAGGCACCACCAUCCAAGAUCCCUGAGAUGCCCCAGAGAAGAGCUGAGACAACCACUGCUCCUGCACUCGACGUGGCCACCAAGAGGGUGGAAAUUCAGGUAGCAAAGGCUGCUGAAGUCCCAGCUCCACUGGCACGGCAAGUGGAGAGCUCAGAGCCUCCCCUGCCCACCCAGCCUCCCCAGGCAGAGCCAAAGCCACAACCAGUGCUGAUGGAGAGCCCACCAAAGAGAGAAGAAGGUCCAGAGGCAGUUCCCAGCCAGGCACCCGGAAUGACGGACGCUCCCCGGGAUGCCGGCCCCAAGCAGGCGGCGCCGACGCGACCGGAGAGGCCAAGUGCAGACUUUGGCUACGUGGGGAUUGAUGCCAUCCUGGAGCAGAUGAGAAGGAAAGCCAUGAAGCAGGGGUUCGAGUUCAACAUCAUGGUUGUGGGUCAGAGUGGCUUGGGGAAAUCCACGUUAAUCAACACCCUCUUCAAAUCCAAAAUCAGCCGGAAAUCUGUACAGCCGACUUCUGAAGAGCGGAUCCCCAAGACCAUUGAAAUCAAAUCCAUCACUCAUGAGAUUGAAGAGAAGGGGGUUCGCAUGAAGCUGACAGUCAUUGACACCCCAGGCUUUGGAGACCACAUCAACAAUGAGAACUGUUGGCAGCCCAUCAUGAAGUUCAUCAAUGACCAGUACGAGAAGUACCUGCAGGAGGAAAUCAACAUCAACCGGAAGAAGCGGAUCCCCGACACGCGGGUGCACUGCUGCAUUUACUUCAUCCCAGCCACGGGCCACUCGCUCCGACCGCUGGACAUCGAGUUCAUGAAGCGCUUGAGCAAAGUGGUGAACAUCGUCCCGGUGAUCGCCAAAGCGGACACGCUGACGCUGGAGGAGAGGGACUACUUCAAACAGAGGAUAAUGGCAGAUCUUCUUGCCAAUGGGAUUGAUGUGUAUCCUCAGAAGGAGUUUGAUGAAGACUCAGAAGAUCGGCUCGUGAAUGAGAAAUUCAGGGAAAUGAUCCCGUUUGCAGUGGUGGGUAGUGACCAGGAGUACCAGGUUAAUGGAAGAAGAAUCCUUGGAAGGAAGACCAAGUGGGGCACCAUUGAAGUGGAGAAUACAACACACUGUGAGUUCGCCUACCUGAGGGACCUCCUCAUCAGGACACACAUGCAGAACAUCAAGGAUAUUACCAGCAACAUCCACUUUGAAGCCUACAGGGUCAAGAGGCUGAAUGAGGGCCAGAGCUCUCUCUCCAACGGCGUGGCUGACAAAGAGCUGGUGGCUAACGAAAUGUAACCCGUCUCGCUCUGUAGCCAGGACCUUGCUCGCUCACGCUCGCUAUUUCUUCCCUCUUCUCCCUUUAUUUUUAUAUAAAUCCUCUGCCACUGUCCCUCUUCCCACCCCCAACCCCCUGUCAAUGUAAACUGACCAAAUAACCAGACGCUGUCUCUGUCGUGCCGAGCGGGGUGGCCGCCCGUUCCCCCCGCUUUCUGGCACGGGUUUCCCUCUCACCCCCCAGCCCAGCACCCCGGGGCUGGGGACCAUUCCAGUGGUUCCCAGUGCUGGUCUGACAGCUGAGCUCAGGGGAGCAGAUCCAUGAGGCUGGUGGGGUUGGGGUGUCCCCAGGAGCCCUGCCUGCCCCCCGUGCCAAGGCUCUUCUCCGUCCGUCGCAGGCAGGCAGGGGUUUCUCCAGGUGAAUGUAGCCUUCAGAAGCAAGGUACUGGUAUGAAGAGUGCAAGAUGGUGCCAUCCUUGUCUCCUACCACCUCCUUCAAGCCCUCUGCAGCCCUCUGGGACCUGCCAGCCCCCUUAACCCCAUCUCUCUACCCUGCCUACAUGCAAUAAACUGGGAGUGUUUGGGUGUCACCUCGCCUGUCACCAACCCCCGGCCAGGCUGUGGGAGAAGUGCCUUUUCAGACUGUUACCUUGCAAUAGAGGGGGAGAGGGGAGGGAGGGCUCCCCUUGUCUGUCUUUGCAGCCUGUGAAAGGCCCGUGACACUUUGUAGAAACUCCUUUUCCCUCUCCCUUGGAGCACAGAUGUGGCUGAUGUCCUGGGAAGAUUUGUGUAUUUAUUUUUCAUUCAGCCGGGUGGGUUCUUCCUUCCACUGAAGGCUCAGAGUGUGUUUGUCCAAAGGGGGCUGGGGGUGGAAGGUCUCUGCAAGCAGUGAUGGGAGGAAGAGGGUUGUCCCAUCUGAUCCUUGUGAUUCUUGGGCUUUUCCCUACGUCAGAGGAGGCUGUUAGGUAUUUUUUAAUUUUUUUUUUUAAUUAUUUUUUUUUAAUCCCCUGUGUGACGUGUAUAUGUAACAUUCUCCUCUGCUUUGCUUGUCCUUGUGCAAAGGGAUUGUGCCUGUGCAGACCCAGCCCUGCAGCUGUCAGGAGGGCUGGGGUGGUGGCUGUGGGUGCUGCACCCACCCAGUGGGUGCCCCCACACCUCCUCCUUCCUUGAGUCAGAUCCUGCAAGGAGGUUGAAAAGGAUCCUGCAAGGUUGGUGAAAUAAUGCCAUGGCACAGGAGGUCCUGGAGCAGAGCUCUGCAGUCCUGCCC
Messenger RNA from Calypte anna (Anna's hummingbird), 3213 nucleotides. It is a transcript of the gene SEPTIN9, whose product is annotated as septin 9. Gene Ontology annotation, biological process: cytoskeleton-dependent cytokinesis. NCBI's taxonomy places the organism in Eukaryota, Metazoa, Chordata, Aves, Apodiformes, Trochilidae. The transcript has 12 exons. The record is from RefSeq and is a predicted model, not a curated record. Gene Ontology annotation, cellular component: microtubule cytoskeleton; septin ring; septin complex. The coding region runs from base 189 to 1967 and encodes 592 amino acids. Gene Ontology annotation, molecular function: GTP binding; molecular adaptor activity; GTPase activity.